Molecule: messenger RNA, 1899 nt
Organism: Dendronephthya gigantea
Lineage: Eukaryota; Metazoa; Cnidaria; Anthozoa; Malacalcyonacea; Nephtheidae
Product: amyloid protein-binding protein 2-like
Exons: 17
Coding region: 74-1786 (570 amino acids)
Biological process (GO): intracellular protein transport
Molecular function (GO): protein binding
Source: RefSeq, a predicted model, not a curated record
UACACACAAUAUUUUAUUUCUACUUUCUUAGGGUAAAAUUUCUUCAAUUCUGGUGGAUUUUUACAGACCAAUAAUGGCCUUACCACACAGUUUAUUUGAUCUUUCUCUUAACACGAUUGUACAAAAUCAUUUAAAGUUAUUGCCUUCUAUUCGAUCGUUACCUGGAGGUAUACAAUGCGACGUUUAUAGACAGAUGUAUAACUGUGGUCAUUUAAAAGCAUUAGAAACAGAACUAACGUGUUUUGAAAAUGUUACUAAAUUACUUAGGGCUAGUGAAAGAAGAUUAUUACUUUAUAAACCUUUACAAAGUCUGUGUGACAGUGGCAUAAAUGUUGGUGUUAUUUUGUGUGAAGAAUAUAGUUGUCAGGUCUUACAAUACGUCAGAUUGAAGGAUUGCGACAGAUGUCAAAAGCUUGUCCCACUUGGUAUAUCGCUAGGUAAUCUGUUUUUUGAGAUGGGUUGGUUUUACGAAGCGGACAAAAUUUUCUAUUGUGUUUUGCAACUUUGCAAAGAGUUAGAUCCAAAACCAUUCAAGAUUAUUUUAUUCUGCCAUACAAGAUUGCUUCAAAUUAGGACAGCAAAUUGUCAAUUUUCUUCUGCAAAAGACUCGUAUGAACAAGCGGUUGAACUAGCAAGUCAGCUGGAGAGUUUGUCUUCUUUCCCUGUUAGUUGGAUUCCAAUUUCUUUAGGAAAAUGUCAGUUGCUUUUUGCAAUGAAUCAUUACAGAGAGGCAUAUCAAGACUGUUUAAAAUUGCUAACUCAAGUUAAUUCUCACCUUCCUGUGAAAGUGAUCGUCGAUAUUUUACGAAUCGCUUCGAAGGCAUGCGUUGUUAAACGGAAAUACAGAAAGGCUGAAUAUUUGGUCACACAUGCUGUUGAGCUUGCAAGACAACAUUUUGGCGAACAACAUCCGACAUACGCCGAUUGCUUAGUCGACUAUGGUUUUUAUCUUUUAAAUGUCGAUUCGGUGAAUUCCGCCGUGAAAAUUUAUCAGACGGUUCUAGACAUUCGAGAAAGUGUGUUUGGAGAGAAUAAUCUGUGCGUAGCGAUGGUGCAUGAAGACUUAGGUUAUGCCUCGUACGUUCAAGAAUACAGCAGUGGAGAGUUUGAAAACGCCAGAUGGCAUGCUCAAAUGGCAAUAGAUAUUAUUUCAAGAAUAAUGCCUCAAGAUCACUUAUUACUUGCGUCGUCAAAAAGAGUAAAAGCUCUCGUCCUAGAGGAGAUUGCCAUCGACAGAGAUUUAGAAGAAGAAAAACUAGACGAGGCUCAGAACCUUCAUUUAGCAUCGCUCCUCUUGGCAAGGCAAGCGUUUGGGGAAGAUAAUGUUCAAAUAGCAAAACAUUUUGGCAACCUUGGCAGACUGUAUCAGUCCAUGAAGCGAUACCAUGAGGCUGAAGAGAUGCACAAAAGAGCGAUUGAAAUCAAGGAAAGAUUACUGGGCAAGGAGGACUACGAGGUGGCGUUAUCACUGGGGCAUCUGGCUUCACUCUACACAUAUGACAUGAAUAUGUACGACCAAGCAGAACAGCUUUAUAUUCGCUCUAUUGCAAUCGGUCGCAAACUUUUUGGCGAUGGAUACAGUGGGUUAGAGUAUGAUUACAGGGGAUUAAUUCACUUGUAUAAAAGUACAGGAAACUUCGUAGAAAUGCUGAACUACAGCCAUAUUUUGGAGAGAUGGCAUGGUUUACGAGAAAAUCAGGCUGUUGCAGAACUAAACAUAAGCGCUAAAAAUUAUCAAAAACCGACAGAAAAAAUAAUCCAGGAUUUUUUUACUCAACUAGACUAACACGAAUGCGUACGAGGUGGAAUAUCCUCGAGGGAAUUUCAUUGGGACGGGGGUGUUUGUGGGUGGAAUAAUAUAACCAACACAUGGGGUAAUUGUCAAUAAAUAUAUUUAGG